Molecule: messenger RNA, 3005 nt
Organism: Ananas comosus (pineapple)
Lineage: Eukaryota; Viridiplantae; Streptophyta; Magnoliopsida; Poales; Bromeliaceae
Exons: 6
Coding region: 273-3005 (910 amino acids)
Source: RefSeq, a predicted model, not a curated record
GCUCAGCGGCCGCCACUUCCAACUCCGCGCGCCGCCUCCUCCAGCUUCGUAGCCGCCGCCUCCAGCUCCUCACGCCGUCGUCUCGAGCUUCGCGGCCGCCGCCUACAACUCCAAAACCCCUGCUCCUCUAUCGAUCUGAGGAAGUAAAAGUGUGGAAGAAAAAACUUGUGGGAUAGCUGUGGUUGAGGUCAUCUUCUACUUCUUCUUCUGUUUGCAGAUUAGGUUUACACCCAUUUUUUAUCUUAUCUUCUCACAAUCUUAUCAUCUAUAUUAUGGAUAAGAGCUGGAUACGCGAAUCAAGGGUUAGUGAAAAAUAUCUUCAAGGAGUUUCAAACUUUCUCGAUUUUGCAUUUUUGAAUGCAAUGCAAGAAGGGUUAAUCCUUUGCCCUUGUAAUAAAUGUACAAAUCGCUAUUGGCAAGAUAGAGAAACCGUUCUAGAUCAUUUGAUUUGUGAUGGCUUUUCAAAUGAUUAUACAAAUUGGAUCUAUCAUGGAGAAAAUGUUAAUUUGUUCUCCUCUAUGCACGAUUUUGAUAACACUGAUGUGCAUGAUGAUAUGCAUGGCAUGCUUAAUGAAGCUUUUGGUAUUUUUCAUGAACCUGAUGAAAACAUUGCGCAACGAGAACAUAUGUCUAAUGAAGAACCUAAUGAGGAGGCCAAAAAAUUUUACAAAUUAGUUGACGAUUCAGAGCAGGAGUUAUACCCUGGUUGUAAAAAGUUCUCAAAACUCUCAUUUAUUGUUAGAUUAUUUCAUUUGAAGUGUCUUAAUGGGUGGACAAAUAGUUCAUUCACGGCGCUACUUACUCUAAUUAAAGAGGCACUUCCUGCUGGUGAAACUCUCCCAAAUUCAUUUUAUGAAGCAAAAAAGAUCAUCGAUGACUUAGGUCUACGGUACAAGAAAAUCGAUGCUUGCCCAAAUGACUGUCAGUUGUACUAUAAGGGGACUUCUACUGCAAGUUCAUGCAAUACUUGUGGUGCUUCUAGGUGGAAAACUACUGAUAAUAAUGUAAAGUGUGACACAUCGACCUCUAAGAAAGUUGGCAAAAAAAUUUCAGCCAAGGUUGUGUGGCACUUUCCUUUAAAACCAAGACUACAGAGAUUGUUUAUGUCAUCAAAAACUGCUUCACUUAUGAGAUGGCAUCAUGAUGGUCGAACAAAGGAUGGAAUAAUGCGACAUCCCGCUGACUCCCCAGCAUGGAAAACAUUUGACUUUGAGCACCCAGAAUUUUCUUCAGAACUUCGUAAUGUGAGACUCGGCCUAGCAAGUGAUGGUUUCAACCCGUUUCGAACAAUGAGUACAGCACAUAGCACAUGGCCAGUUAUUUUGAUACCAUAUAAUUUACCACCAUGGCUGUGUAUGAAACAACCGUUUAUUUUUUUGUCCUUACUUAUUCCAGGACCAACAGCGCCAGGUAAUAAUAUUGAUGUGUAUUUAGAACCAUUAAUUGAUGAGUUGAAGGAUCUUUGGCUUGAUGGAUUGAAUACUUAUGAUGCAUCAAUGAAGCAAAACUUUCAAAUGCGUGCUGCAUUAUUGUGGACUAUUAGCGAUUUUCCAGGGUAUGCUAAUUUGUCAGGAUGGAGCACUAAAGGGCGUUUGGCAUGUCCUUCUUGCAAUGUUGAUACUGAAUCUCGCUACUUAAAGCAUGGUCGAAAAUUUUGCUAUAUGGGCCAUCGUCGAUAUUUAGAAACAAACCACAAAUUUCGACGGGAUAAGAUUUCUUUUGAUGGGAGCCAAGAACUUAGAGAUGCACCUGUUCCAUUAUCUGGCUCGAUGGUCUUGCAGCAAUUACAGAAUGUUGAAAACAAAUUUGGCAAGUUAGAAAAGAGAAAGCGAGGAAAGGAUGUUAAUUUACCACACAAUUGGAAGAAAAGAAGUAUAUUCUUCUCUUUGCCUUAUUGGGAGAGCAUUCUUAUACGUCAUAAUUUAGAUGCCAUGCAUAUUGAGAAAAAUGUUUUCGAUAAUUUACUUUGGACAUUAUUAAAUGAAGAUGGUAAAACAAAGGACAAUAUAAAAGCUCGUCGUGACUUGGAAGUUAUGGGUAUUAGAGACUCACUCCAUUUAAAACAAAAUGGAAGCAAAACCAUAGUUCCUCCUGCAUGCUUCGUGCUUUCUAAGCAAGAAAAGAAUAUUUUCUUCAAACUACUAAAAUCAGUUAAAUAUCCAGAUGGAUAUGCAGCAAACAUUUCAAGUUGUGUGCAUGUAAAAGAUCGAAAAAUUAUCGGACUAAAAAGUCAUGACAGUCACAUUUUUUUACAACAAUUGCUUCCUAUAGCAUUAAGGAGUGUUCUGACAAAGAAUGUAAGCUCGCCGCUUAUGGAAGUAAGUAGGUUNAACUUUGUAUUUGUGGCGGGUCUGAAACAUAUCGACAUAAUAAAAGGGAUGAAGCGCCGAAUGCGGCCAAGGGAAAUAGAGCGAAUUCAUAGUGAGACAUUUCAUGACUGGUUUAAAGAUCAUGUUAGUAAAGCAGUUGAUGAAAAGAAUGAAAUUUUGCCGGAGGAUAUUAUCUCGCUAGCUCGUGGCCCUUAUAAAGCUGCACGAAGAUACCAAGGUUAUAUUGUCAAUGGAUUUAGAUUCCACAUCAGAGACCGUGAAAUUAAUAGAAGAACUCAAAAUAGUGGAGUUGUUGUCACUGCUCGUACAUCUAGUUAUGCUAGCGCCAAAGACAAAAAUCCUAUUGCUGGAGAUAUAAUAUACUAUGGAAUUCUCACGGACAUAAUUGAAUUAAAUUAUUAUGAGCAUUUUAAAGUGGUGUUAUUUAAAUGUGACUGGGCGGAUGUGCAUUCUCAAGGUAGAGGAGUAAAAACAGAUGAUUUUGGGUUCACGUUGGUAAAUUUCAACCGACUAUUAUUUAAAGGCCACGAACUCUCUGAUGAACCUUUUACCUUAGCCUCGCAAGCGAAGCAAGUCUUCUAUGUACAAGAUCCUAUUGACAAAGAUUGGCAGAUUGUCAUUCAUACAAAACCAAGAGAUUUAUUUGAGAAUAUGAUGAAAUUCAAUAGAUUAUAG